Molecule: messenger RNA, 444 nt
Organism: Torulaspora delbrueckii
Lineage: Eukaryota; Fungi; Ascomycota; Saccharomycetes; Saccharomycetales; Saccharomycetaceae
Gene: CMD1
Product: calmodulin
Exons: 1
Coding region: 1-444 (147 amino acids)
Cellular component (GO): myosin II complex
Molecular function (GO): calcium ion binding
Source: RefSeq, a predicted model, not a curated record
AUGUCCUCGAAUUUAACCGAAGAACAGAUUGCCGAGUUUAAAGAGGCUUUUGCGCUAUUUGAUAAAGAUAACAAUGGCUCGAUCUCUUCGAGCGAAUUGGCAACUGUAAUGAGGUCUUUGGGCCUUUCGCCUAGUGAAGCUGAAGUGGCAGAUUUAAUGAACGAAAUUGACAUUGAUGGGAACCAUAAGAUCGAGUUUAGUGAGUUUCUGGCGCUUAUGUCGCGCCAGUUGAAGUCUAAUGACUCUGAACAAGAACUUUUGGAAGCUUUCAAAGUGUUUGACAAGAACGGUGAUGGUUUAAUCUCUGCUGCUGAAUUGAAACAUGUCUUGACUUCUAUUGGAGAGAAAUUGACAGAUGCUGAAGUGGAUGAUAUGCUAAGGGAAGUGAGUGAUGGCUCCGGAGAGAUUAACAUUCAACAGUUUGCCGCACUGCUUUCUAAAUGA